This is a messenger RNA of Callorhinchus milii (elephant shark), 3054 nucleotides long. It is a transcript of the gene ap4b1, whose product is annotated as adaptor related protein complex 4 subunit beta 1. Gene Ontology annotation, cellular component: membrane coat; clathrin adaptor complex. Gene Ontology annotation, biological process: intracellular protein transport; vesicle-mediated transport. NCBI's taxonomy places the organism in Eukaryota, Metazoa, Chordata, Chondrichthyes, Chimaeriformes, Callorhinchidae. The record is from RefSeq and is a predicted model, not a curated record.
UUCAAAGUGCUUCACAGCAUAUACAGUAAAGUGUAGUGACUGUUUAUCUGUGGGUGAGACGGGGCAGCCCCACAGCGUCUCACAAACAGCCGUGGAUCGAGUGACUGAGAUUAUUGUUGUUGUUAUUAUCUUAGUCGGACUGUCUGUAAAUGAACGUCUUGUUGGCUGUCCCUUCAGAUGAAGCAGAUGUAAGAGGCUCCGAUAAUAAUUGUGUUGAGAAUUUGUGAUCUGUUGUGUGUUUGGUGUGAAGCGCCAAAGCACUGGUUGUCUGGACAGAUGCCUUACUAUGGCUCUGAGGACACGGUGAAGGAGCUGAAGAGGGCCCUGGCCAACCCACACCUGCAGGCGGACAGACUGAGGUACAGGAACGUGGUUCUAAAGGUGAUCAGGUUCAUGACUCAGGGCCUGGAUGUCUCCGGGCUCUUCAUGGAGAUGGUGAAGGCCAGCGCCACGGUGGACAUUGUCCAGAAGAAGCUGGUCUAUUUGUAUAUGUGCACGUAUGCAGCCCUCAAACCCGAUCUGGCCCUUCUUGCCAUCAACACCCUCCGCAAGGAUUGUGCAGACUCCAACCCCAUGGUCAGGGGCUUGGCGUUGAGGAGCAUGUGCAGCCUCAGGAUGCCUGGUGUUUGCGAGUACGUUCAGCAGCCAGUGCGGAGUGGGCUGAGGGACAAAGCCUCCUACGUUCGUCGAGUAGCUGUCCUCGGAUGCGCCAAAAUGCUGACUCUCCAGAGGGACGCCGAUGUGGAUGGUGCUGUGGUGAAUGAGCUGUACAGUAUGCUGCGGGACCCGGACCCCAUCGUCAUUGUGAACUGCCUGCGAGCGCUGGAGGAGAUCCUCAAACACGAGGGGGGAAUGGUCAUCAAUAAGCCCAUCGCACAUCACCUGCUAAACAGAAUGAAGGAGCUGGAUGCCUGGGGCCAGAGUGAGGUGCUGAGCUUCCUGGUUCGCUACAAGGCACGAGGCGAGGAGGAAGUCUUCGACAUUCUCAAUAUCCUGGACAGUUUCCUGAAGAGCAGCCAUCCCAGCGUGGUUAUGGCGACCACCAAGCUCUUCCUCCUGCUGGCCGAGGACUUCCCCACGGUGCAGAGGGAUGUGCUGGAGAGGGUCCGGGGGCCGCUGCUGACAGCCUGCACAGCCGAGUGCCCUGAGCUGUGCUUCCUGGGCCUGUGCCACGUGCGGCAGGUUCUCCGCAGCCUCCCCGGACACUUCAGCGCCCACUACAAGAAGUUCUUCUUCACCUACUCGGAUCCCAACUACGUGAAGUACCAGAAGAUGGAGAUCCUGUGCGACCUGGUGAACGACGAGAAUGUGCAGCACAUCCUGGAGGAGCUGCAGACUUCCUGCACCGACGUUUCAGUGGAGCUCGCACAGGUGGCCAUCCUCAACAUAGGUCGAAUCGCCCGGACUUACAGUGAGAAAUGUGUGGAUAUUUUGACCGGGCUGCUUGCACUCAAACAGGAGCACAUCACGUCAGCUGUGGUUCAGACCUUCAGGGAUCUCGUGUGGCUCUGCCCUCAGUGCAUCCCGGCCGUGUGUCAGGCUCUGCCCGGCUGUGAGGAGAGCGUCCAAAGCAACGAAGGGAAGCAGGCGCUGAUCUGGCUGCUGGGAAUGCACGGAGAGCAGAUGGCCAACACCCCCUACAUUCUGGAGGAGAUGGUGACUGUGAGGACGGAGAACUGCGCAGGCGUGAAGCUCGAGCUCCUCACGGCGAUGGUGAGGCUGUUCCUGAGCCGCCCGGCAGAGUGUCAGGACACACUGGGCCGGCUGCUGUGCUACACUAUAGAGGAGGAACUGGACAUGGCUGUGCGGGACCGUGGCCUCUUCUAUUACAGGCUGCUGCUACAAGGAGCCGAGGAGGCAAAGCGAGUUGUCUGUGGCCCCGAGUCUGACCCAGCGCUGGGGGUGAUCAGCAGCCAGGCCAGCGAAGCAGUGCAUGUCUGGGCGCAGGACUUCAAUACCCUGAUCCCAGUCUAUGGGAGAGCGCGGUGGGCGCGGCUCACAGCCGAGAAUGCAGAGUCUCUAACCAUACCGGAGGCACUGGCGCCUGCAGUACAGGAGACGGGUGAGAGAGAGACGCACGUUCGCUCGCCAUCUGGUGGGGGUCCCGGAGUGGUUGCCCUGGGGCCGGGGGUCAUGUGCCUGGUUCCCGGGGUCCAUCUGUCCCCGAGGAGCUUCGAGGAGACGUGGAGCCAGGCAGCAAGGGUGCGAGGGGUGACUGUUCCCUGGGCUGGGGCCCCGGAGCCACACACGGUGCAGGAGGCCUUUUACCGCUUCCACCUGCAGACCAUCGCUGUCAGCUGCCCCGGGGCCCAGCCAUGGAAGGCCUAUGUGUACGGCAGGGAGCGGGCAGGCUCGCUGCUGCUGGCUGAGCUGUGGCUGGGAGGGGACGAGAAGGAGGAGGAAGGCCUGAGGGUCACCGUGAAGCAGGACACGGAGGGGGAGGCAAUGCUCGAGGCCUUUCUCAGUGUGGUGAAAUCCGUGGUCCUGACCCUGGGCGGUGGGGAAGCUUAGUCCUGCAGCGGCUCUGGCCACCGGGAGAGACCAGCUUGGUGUUCCAAGCAGAGCAGAGCCUUGACCGUGCGGCCCCCACCCCCCUCAGUCCCAGGGCUCCUGCCCCCAGGGCUCCAGGAGACAUGGUCAGCUGCUCACACGUUUUGGAGAUUUGAUGAAACUUAAACAGAUGCAAGUAACGUUCAUCUUAAAAAGACUUUUAAGAGACACCGAGCUGGGAGUCUUCACAUUGUGACAUGUUCAGUGUUGGGUGUCACUGCUGUCAGGCAGAGGCUGGGAUCAGGGGAGCAAAGCUCAGGACAUGGAAAUGUCAGGGCUGCGCGUCGCUGCCCUGUGCUCAGUGCGCUGAUUACAGCAAUCUGUUGUUAAUUGUUGUUAAAAGCUCUGCAUCAAAUACACGACUGAUUAGUCACUGUGACCGACACUGAUUGUAUUAACACGGGCAUGAUGCCCCUGUGCAUUGAUUUAUUCCCCAACAGCAUGUGUUUGACCUCAGAGAUGCUGUUUGUUUGAUAUGAGUAUAAAUAAAAGCUGUGAGCUGUA